Molecule: messenger RNA, 1781 nt
Organism: Aureobasidium subglaciale EXF-2481
Lineage: Eukaryota; Fungi; Ascomycota; Dothideomycetes; Dothideales; Saccotheciaceae
Exons: 2
Coding region: 220-1689 (489 amino acids)
Source: RefSeq, a predicted model, not a curated record
GCCAUCGUUCGGCAAAGGGACUUGUAUAGGUGUACAUUUGCGACUUGUCCUCAGCCUGACUGCGAUUCUACUACUCACGCUUUGGGAACCCCCUCUUUUCUUGGACCGCCUCUUAUAUGCACGGCUGGCAGAAAUCUCGACAUCAAAUCUCUUCUCCGGCUUUUGCGGGAAACUUUGGGGAUAAACUCGUACAGGACAGUGGGAAGUAAGGACACAAAAAUGGCUAGCCCUUUUGCUUCCAUCGCGAAUCAAAGAGUCACGGCACAAAAACCGCCACGAGAAUCUCCAGAAUUGGAUUUUGACAGAUGCGCCGCUCUUCAUAACACGAUAGCCAUAUAUGGCUGGCUACGCAGCGGCCGCAAAGUAGCCGACAUGGAUCGCAAAACCUGGUGGAUGAAGCAUGGCAGCAAAACGCUUGAGAUCUUACUACGACCUUCUCUUGUCAAGUACCUGAAGAAAAUCUUUGAUUUGCCGGGUGGAGAUGGGAGUCAUUUUUUCUAUUAUAUUAGUAGGGUUGCGAGACCGAGGGAGAUGGUGUAUUUGGGGGAUUUGCUGGACGAUAGUGAGAAGAAGGUCAAGGGGGAGAAGCAUCGAUUUAUCACGCUGUACAUGACGAACAAGGAGUUGGUCAGUCAAAGAAGUGGCAUUGUAUAUGAUCAGGAGACAGGCAAGGCAAUCUUCAUGCCGACAUUCUUACACAUCUUCGACUUGUACGACCAAAAAUUACCAUGGCAACGACUGGAAUCAAUCCUUAGUGCCUAUAUCGACAUGAUUGAAGCUGGGAAAGCGGUGGCCUUGCACGAUUCAAUUGGUCGCGAGCCUCGACUAGGACCAGUGGAAGGACCAGAUGGACAAACAUCGUGGCAAGAAAUUGCACCUGCUGGACCGAAAGUGGACCCAUACACUGGAGCUCGGCGGUCCCGCUACGACACACAUCCUUGGAGUCUGGUAUCCUACACACACGCCGACCUGACAACCUGCCUAAAGCUCUGGGAGGAGCUCUUCACAAUAAUCGAGAUCAAAAGUGGACUACGAGACGAAGAAGAAGACCCCAACACCACCCCCCUCUGCAGUAGAUCCGGUCUUUCCGCCGCAGGUGUACCCCGAGGCUUCGCCUACGACCUCCUCUCCCACGCCCGCCAACCACGAAUCUGGUACGUCGCCCCGGGCAUCCGUCUCCCCCAAGCCUCGGAAUUCGUAAACCAACCCUUCAAACACGUCGCCGCAAAAUACCCAAAAGAAACAGAGGGCAUCAAGAUGCCAUUUUUGUUUUUCCGAGCCGAGGGCACUGUGACGUCCAAACAGGCAAAUUUCCGCUGGCCGUUUAGUACGGUGCAGGAAGUGCCUUGUGGGCUUUACCUUGACUCUUAUCCUAACAAGGAAAACCCAUUUGAGGAUGCUUGUAGACUUGUCUUGCCUUUUGCUGUGGGAGCGAAUAAGAAGGCUAGAACUAGUGAUGGGAGGUUAAUGUCAAAGAGCCAUACUGAAGUCUACGCUCAUGGUAUUAAUCCUUUUACUUUACGUCAUGGCCCGAAGUUGACGGCGAUAUUGGAGAAUUGGUUGGUCAAUGUCAAGAGUGGGCAUUGGACUGUGGAUGAGCAGGGUGUUUCUGGUGGCGUGGAGGCUUGGAAACAAGCGGAUACGGAGGAGCAUUGGGACAAGUAUGUUUCGGCGCAUUUAGCAUUGUAGGCAUGGAUAAGACGGCAUUUUGUAUGAGCAUUUUCUUGCAUGUUCCAGAGAGACGAUUACUUCCAUCAUGCUCUUGCUAUAAACACGAUAUC